Messenger RNA from Orussus abietinus, 12380 nucleotides. RefSeq lists its product as uncharacterized. Bases 93 to 2093 code for a protein of 666 amino acids. Lineage: Eukaryota; Metazoa; Arthropoda; Insecta; Hymenoptera; Orussidae. The record is from RefSeq and is a predicted model, not a curated record. The transcript is spliced from 9 exons.
CGGAGCUCCUCGAUCUCCCUCUAUCCGUCUUCGUACCCGCCGUCCGUCUACACAGGCAAACAAUGGACUGCAGGUAAAAGAAGAUGCCGUAAAUGAUGUACCGAAGAUCAUCGUCGCGGCGGAGGCGUCCGUCGCGGAGCGUCGCGAGCUCCACCGCCAGCUCGACGGGGACGACGUCGACAUCGAGCAUCCGAGAUCGACGCGCCUCGAUUGCCCCGGAAAAGUCGAUUCCGUUGACCCAAAGCUCACCAAAUGUCAGUAUGGAGCGACAGAGAUCGCCGCGCGGGGGCGGCGUGCCCAACAUCGAGCUCAACUCCGAGAACGACUCUCCGGAGGAGGCCGUCAUUCAGAGGAUGCUGCCGGACCCGGAGCAGUGCAUGUCAUCCCGAGUCAACCUGGUCCCGGAGGUGAUGGGUUGUAGUCCCCGAAAUUCCCUGGUUCCCGACGACUACUGCAGAAGUCCCAGAGGUUCUUUGGUCAUCGAUCCCGGAAGAAGUCCCAGGAACAGUCUGGUGCCGGAUCCUGGUCGAUCUCCGAGGAACAGUCUGGUGCCUGACUCCUGCAGGAGUCCCAGGCACUCGCUGGUGCCGGACUCGGCUCUGAGUCCCAGGAACUCCCUGGUCCCGGACGUCGGGUACAACCGCAGUCCCAGGAACAGCUUGGUCCCUCUCACCGGAUCCAGAAGCUCGCUGAUGCCCGAAAAUGGAGUCAGCAGGAGCCCCAGACACUCCUUGGUACCCGACACCUCCAGUCGCAGUCCACGUGGAAGCGUCGCCAACAUCGAGUUUGAUCGCAGUCCCAGAGGGUCCGUCUGUCCGGAUGUGUCCAGAAUCCAAAGGGGCAGCGUCACCCCGCUGGACAUCGACAGAAGUCCAAGAGGGUCGAUAGUCUCGGAGUGCUUGAAUCAAAGCCCCAGAGGCUCGAUCGUGCCGGACCCCAAUCGAUCACCGAGGGGAUCGAUCGUGCCCGAUCCGAAUCGAUCGCCGAGAGGCUCGAUCUGUCCGGAGGGCAAUCGAAGCCCUCGUGGGUCGAUCGUUCCUCACGAAAUCAAUCGAUCGCCUAGGGGGAGUAUAGGCCACCCGGAAAUGGAUCGAAGCUCGAGAGGCUCCAUCGGGGAAGAGCCUAAUAGGAGUCCUCGGGGUAGCAUUGGACUUGACAUAGACAGAAGUCCACGUGGCAGUUUGGGAGGCAGUCAAGACAGAAGGGGUCCUAGAGGGAAUCUCACUUUUCAGGAGACUAGAAGAGCCUCUGCGGAUCAAAGUAUGACCAGAAAUCGAAGCAGUUCACCAUAUCGGCAAAGAGAAUUGAAUUCCGCGAGCGUUCGAAUACCCGGAAGUUGCGGAGCUCAAGUCAACCUUGCCUGCGAAACGAAUGCGUGGGCAGAUUCUCGAAGAGCCAGCAGUUCCGUUUCCCAGUUUUCCGGAGAUGAAUCGCGCCGGCUGUGUGGCGUCAGUACUACCAUAACAGAGAAGAGCUCUUCCGGCGUUGGACCUCUUGGAGUCGCCACAUACGGCUCCUUGGUCUUUCAGCUGAAAGACGCUCACCUCGAGGCAAGUGGCAUUUGCGACUUCGUCUGCAGAGGCAUGAAGGUAGUCAGCAAAACGAUGGUCGUCACUGUUUUCAUGGCCUGCCUGUUCAUAGUUCCUCUGGUAAUGUUCAUCAUGGGGCUGAAAUUCUUGAAGGACUGUCCUCGGGAGCCUAACAUCCCGAUCUACAUGGUGGUGGGCGGGAUCCUGGGGAGUGUCCGCAUGGUCUGGGCUCUCUACUCGCAGAUCCGCUCGAGGAGGUCCGAAAUCUUGCGCGUCCCCGAGGCCAGGUCUCACGUGUCUCCCAUGAAGCUCGCAUCCGCCGCCCUGUCGUGCUUCCUCCUCGGCUGGUUCGCUGUCGGAAAUUAUUGGAUAUUGAAGAUCAAGUGGCCGGAAUAUACGGAGAAGUUGUUCGACCCGAAUCUAUGGUGCGACAAGACGCUUUACAUAUUCUCGCUGGUGCACCUUUGCAUCGUUUACGCCGUCAUAGCUGCAAGUUUAUUGACUGCGAUAGGCCUCGCGCUUUGCAGGCUGCUGGCAUGUCCAUGGCCAGAAAGAUACAAAUAACCACAGCGGUCGGUGCGCCUGAGAGAGGUUCGCGAGAAGAGUGUAUCGACAGCCGGGAGACACAAAAAGAGUUCUUUCGACGGCAAGACCCUGGAAGAGAUCGACGAGCGAGAAGAGAGCAUCGGAACCGAGAACGACGUCGUUCAGGAAGAGAAGUACUGCAAUCAGGUGUUGUAUCGAGCUCCAAAUAUUAUCGAGCUGUAACACGGAGAACUGGACGAGUCGAGAGCCAGGAAGGACCUCGCUAAGCUGAGGGAUGACCAGUCCCAAAGGAUAUGAGGCCAUGUAUCAAACACUAGGGUAAAUGGGCAGCUGUAGAUUAAGCCAUGUUUUCCGUCUGGUUGUUAUACUCGAUCGACUACUCAGGAGCAGGGGCACCAACGGUUUAACGAUUAAUCCAAACGAGUUCCUUCGACGAAAAGACCUCAAAGCGCGAGAAGAUUCCGACUUCAUGGGAAAAGUGUUGCUGGACGUCGAGGGAUUCCGGAUGUGGAGGAAGGAUCACCGAAGGAACGUUUGGUUUGAGAAAAGCAGAAGGUUUUGCUUUUGCAGAAGUAGAGUACGCGAAGUACGUCAGAGAUAACUUCCGUGCUUCAGAUUGGGGAUUAAACUACCCGGGAAAGCGUGGCGGAAAAUUUCAGAAUUAAUUCAAGUUAUCCGGAUACGAUCGUCGAACGUGAGAAGGAAUAAGUGGAGAGAAAAAGUGGAAUUAAACGUUGAGAAAGAUGUACGUUGUACGUGUUAGGCUGGAACUUGGGGAGAGGGUACGUCAUCAAGAGUUACUCAAAACUUUCCAACACGGCAGAACUUUCGGCUGAAGAAAUUAAUUAGUGGAAGGAGAACAAUCAGGUUAAUGUUGCAAUUGAAGGCGAUUUCAUGCUCCAGAUGUUAUCGAUGCUCGAGCUGAAAGGAAUGGAGCAGAAAAAAAUUUAACGGAGGAGUUCGUUAAGGGAAAAUUAUCUGAAUUCGGGUGAAUCGAUGGGAACGAUUUUUACAGGAUUUAAUGAUGGUGAUAAACUUGGUUAAAUCAUUUCAAAUUAUUGUGGCGAAUGGAAGGACUUCCCUCUGUUCGUAGUACUCAAUAAGACUGCUUGUAAAAGAGUACCAUCGAUAUGUCCUUUCAAAUUCCUAUGGGCAACUCCUUUCGGCAAUUGAGAAUAUCAAGAACUGGAGAAGGAGAUAUCAAAUUGACAUUAUGAAAGAUGAAAUUUUGAGCUCCGGAUAUUGUCAAAUCGUAGUAAAUGAGGGAUGAAAAAUCAAAUAAUGGAAAUGCAGUUCCUAACUGCAGGCAUUUUUGUUAUUGAAUACAAACUAUAUUAGUUACGAUGAGAAAGGAGAAGGUAAUGAGGAAGGUCGCGAAUUUCGUCACUUUAUGCUAACGUGAGAAAAUAAUUAUCUGAAUUACCGAAAUAUUAUCCAGCUACUUUUAUCAAUCGAUUGGUUUAUUUAAAGAGUGUACGAUAACUUCACCGACGACGUGGACUUGGAUAAAAGAAAAAACUGAUAAAACGGAUGAGGGGAUUCGAAAAUAGUGUCAUCCUGGCUGAUAAUUAUGUCACCUUGAGGGGAACACGAAAAGCGUCUUAUAUUAUAAUAAAAUAAAAAAAAAAAUGAGGAAUACCACUUUAAAGAACUGGGUUAAAGAAUUUCUCGCGUAUUCUUGGUCCGAGAAAACGGUGCACCGAUAAUCAGGAGUUAUCAGAAGUUCUUCCAAUGACAAGACUUCGGAUGAUCGCAAAGUUCAACAAGCGGAAAGAAAGAAACGACGUAGACAUUGCAGUAAAUUCGAUUUCAAGUGCUAGGUAUUGUCAAGCUGCGAUGAAUAGCGAUGAAAGAAGCGAAUAAUAUCAAAGAAAACCCGACAUAAUCAGCGGGGUUUACGUUGAAAACGUGAGAAAAGGAAUUGAUAAUUAUCGGUCCUACGGUACUCGCACUUUUAUUAUGUUUUUAUACAGUCCACGGUGUCUUCGUUGCGCAAUAUUUCGAACCACUAAUUUGGUCGAUAAAACUGACAAUUUUAUCAGAUAACUAUCUAAAAUGUAGAGGCGCCGGAAAUGGAUUUUCUUUUCCUUUUUAUAUUUUCCUGAUCGACGGGUCCAAUCAACGAUGGGUUUCCCAUUAAAAAAAUGUGUCUAACCGACACGACAGGAGUAAAUAUUAGAAGAGGAAAGAAAGAGAGGAGUUAAUGAAAUUUCAAGCCAUUACGGAGCGAUGCCAAUAAAUAAAUUGGGAUAAACGGAAUAGCGGAUUAAUAAUUAAUUCAGCGAUUUUUAUUUCGCGAAAUAGCGCGAAUGGAUAAAUAGGUAAGCAGCAAGAAAUGAGGUAGAAGUUCGGGAAUAACGUACCGGGAAGAGCAUCGAGUUCGCGAGGAUCAUGAAGCACCGUAGCCAACUUCCAAACUACAGCCAUUAUCCCGGUUCUAUUGGCGAAUACAACUUCCCCGCCUGUUUGCAUUACUCGAGGAGACUGCCGUGCAUUUCGUGAGGAAUCCAGGCCGUAUGCAGAUAUUUAGAGAUCAAGCAGGAGAAAUAGGACAAAAUGCUGCAAUAAACGUGCCGAUUCGCCCCCGAAACGAACGAAAUUAACCGAAAGAAGUUCUGAGAAAGUAAAUUUACCUUGCAGCGAUGCCUGCGCAAAUUUGAAAUGCAAACAAGAGAGUCAGAAAUUCCUCGAACGGACGUCCAUACUCUAUUUUUAUUCCCUCCAUUCGGACACAGGAGUCCGUCAAUUUGUCCCAACAGAAAUCGAAAUAAGAAGAUUACUCCGAAAUUCAACUAAAACGAGUAUCGUCUUUCGAGCUCUUCUCGACCAGGUUAAGUGAAACAUGCUCGGCAAAGUUGAAUACAAAGUUGACUGCAAUUUUUACGUAUGACCGAACCAAGACCGAAGCAAGAAUGAAACCUAGGAAUUACUUGAAAAUUCAUGUCGAACACGUCACUUUCUUCGGUUUCAUUCCUCCCAGACUAAGAAAAGCAUCACGAAGUUGAAGACAAAUUGGCUUGGAAUUUCUGCGCAGUACAAAUGAGAUGAAAGAACAGAGGUGUUAUUAGAAAUUAAACAAAGUUCUCUAUUAUCUUUGUUCGUCCCUUUGGUCGACCUGAUCCAUUAGUUUGCCCUAACAAAAGACAGAAAACAGGAUUACUUGAAGAUUCCUUUCAAACGAGGCACUUUCUUCGAGUUCCUUCCGGCCAUAUCAAGCGAAGUAUCGCGAGCGAAGUUGAGAGGAAAUUCCAUUGUAAUUACUGCGCAUCACUAGUCGGUAUACAAAAUUCCAUUAAAACGGAGGAUACGAUACACGAAGUUAACUUUAGCAAGCCCACUACGAGCAAGAAAUUCCGCUGCAGAGAGGUGCAACUUGAGGAGGCCAUUGAGGGUGGAAAUUUGGAGGAAUUUUCAAGAGAACCGACUACCAGCAGUCGUUUAUCGAGGAAGGAAAGAGGAUUCUCCCUUAUCGGUCUACCGAUUUGUAGCUAUCGACACGGCGGUAAGUACACUGUACUCAAGUACUCGGUACUUCCGCGGAAUAAGGGCACUUCGGUACACAUUGCUUAACACAUAGGUUCCUCGUAUGAGCUGCACAGGUCCAGCUCGAAAUUUUAAGCCUAACGCGAAUCGCCCGAAGCUACAAGCUUUGGCUUGAAGUUAUCACUCGAUUCAUUGCUAACAUAAGUUAAGAUUGAAUAAAAGGUACCCCUUUAUUGCUAAGAUUGAGCAUGAUCGAAGGUCGUACCGAUUCCACGAUCGAGGAUACAAUCGACGGCUCUCUAGGACAUGGAUGGCAAGUUUCAGCCAUCUGUGCGGAGCGUCGCAGUUAUUUAUUUAUUUGUUAAAAAUAUUCUUCCAUAUACUGCGAUUGCGCACCAGGUACAUGUAAACUAACGACGUCGGCGUUUAUAUGCGAAGUGGGAUUUUUCGUCGAGUGUAUGGAAUUAUGCUCGGAUUUAUGCGAGCGUCGUUCAUAUGCCUCGAGAGCCUGUCGAGCUGCUUUUAACAGGCUUUUAACCGAUCAUUUUUCACUGAAAUCAAAAUUUCAUACGGCCAAGUCUUGGCAUUUGGAAUCGUGGUUAAUGUGGCGUUUCGUGGAAGAUUUUAGUCCGAGAAAUAGUAUUCCGACGUAGAGGGGCACUCGCUUUGCUGAUUUGUCUUGACGUCCUUUGCGAAUUGAAAUAUGAACUUGGAAGCGUCGAUGGAAAUACUCGGGCAUAUUAAAAUUACUCUGGUAACGCUUCGAUAGGAAUGAUAUAUUUUUAUUAGAAGUUGUACUUAUUUCAUUGAUGGAACUAGACUUAUUUGUUGACGUUAUAAAUGAUUGGGAGAUGGUGGGUAUCUACGUAUAUUGCCAGGAAUAGCUAUUUUGCUAGAAGAAAUAAAUUAAUUUUCUCACUGUCAAUGAGGGGAUGAUACGCAGUGAUACUAGCGGUCUGUUAAUUUAUUACAGAUCUUAAAUUUCUAUGUUUUAUUACUGAAUUAAUAUUAUACAAUACGAGUUAAGAUUAAUAAUUUACUUUCAAAUAGAGUAUGGAGAUUGAAAACCGUGCAUAUCUGAGUUGUUUGUUAGAGAUUAUGACAGGAAACCACGGUGAACAUUAAAAAUAAUUGAAAUAUUUUAUCACCUCUCAUUAAAUAGCUACUCUUUGUCGAACCAAGCGCUAUGAAAGGUACAUGGAGAAUGAAAUGUUUAACAUGAAACUUGCUUGCUUAAGUGUUUGCAUUUUGGGAUUUAAUCAAUCUCGGAAAUCGAAUCGUUUGCCCUGUUUCCAUCAAAGAAUACGGACAAGCUGAUUGUCACUCUUUCUCAUGCUUUCUCCGAUCAGUGAUCGAAAUUCGAUAAAAAAAGAUGUAGAAAAAAAAAAAUCGUUCUACCCUCGACGUUGUCCAAUGUAAAUAUCUUCUUUCCUCGCUUCGCCUUUCUAGUCAAACAAAAGCUUCGUUUAAAUACUUUAUUAAUUCAUUCUAAUGGGAGUGGAUGCCUGACAAAGUAAGCUCCGCUUUUAACGACUUAAUGAAUAUCAACUCGGUUAAUAAAAAGAAAAAGGAAACCGUCACUUCGUAUCGCGUUUUCCGUAAAUAUCGUCACAUUUGGUUGGGUCCCCACUCGUACUUGUCCACCGGUGUGGAUUAAAUACCCGCGAGUUUAUUCUCUACGCUUUUAACUAUCUUUGGAUACGAUUUUUCAUCGCGAAGGUAUUUUUACAGAUUUCCUGCCAAUUACACCCAAUACACCCUACCUACACCCAUAUUCCACGUAUAAACCAUUAAUUAUGUCGGACCAUUUGCCCGGUCUUUGCCGUUUUAAUCGCGCUUGUUAUCGCUCAAAUAUUUUACCGAUACCAUUGGAAAUUACCGUUCGAGCGUGUACAUAGACUGGCAGCCUUGUUUACCAGCUUAUCAUCAAUCGGCAAUUAUUUGCCGACGAGGGAAUCGCACAUGCGCGGAAUAUCAAUAGCGACACUCAUUGAUACCGAUAUUUGCGGAUGGCACGAUACGGAAGAGCAGUGCGCGAGAUAAAGGGCCGAUGCAUCUGCAACUGCAACUGCAGAAGUGUACCGUAGGUACCGUUUCUCCAUAGGUAAUCGUUUAGCACAUUUGUCGAAGUAAACGAGUCAAUUAAUCGUGUACACCGCAAGUUUAAUGUCGAGAUAAAAAAAUAUAUAUAUACACAUAUAUGUAUAUACGUAUACACAUAUACAUAAAUAUGCAGAAGACCUAUAUGAAUAUACGUGUAAAUAAUACAACUUUCCAGUAGGGACCUGACCAAACCGUCUACAUGGUGUUUAGGAGUACAAGUAAUAGAGGCAUUCAUUUACCUUACGGCUUACCUGAGGAAUCUUUUGAGUCCGAGUUGUAUGUUUCGGUUUUACUUUGCAUCCGCGUCCGCGCAAUGGUUCGAAAACGGGUCCAUACUAAUCGUCUGUAACGAUACUCUUAACCACGUGUACGUAUCGUAAGGAGGUUUAAACGUUGUUCGGGUACGUACGAAGUAAGUGUAUGUCGUGUCGUACUCAGCUGUACAUUAUACGUGUACGUAGAAGACGUCCUCGAUUUUUCCCACCCGAUGAUACUUCGUCCCCUGCUCGCACUUAACGAGUUCAACUUCCCCAACUUGACUAAUUACCCUUCGGUGGCAAUGAAGAGUGCGUCACUUUUUACUCGGCCUUUCUUUUUAAUAUACAUAUACAUAGGUACGUACAUUGAGGCCAUGAGAUAGAAGGGUGUCUACCACGUUUACCUUUUACGAUUGCGAAAAAUCGUGGAAAUAAUUGCUGCGGUAAUAGUAAGUAAUAUCGAUGGAAUAAUUAUUUCACAUACGGUGUAUCUGUUCCGAAUCAUUAUACGGUAAUUCUUCGUCGCGAUGUGGGGCUCUUGAUGUUUAUUAUGCAUUGUCUGUUAUUUCCUAUUUUAUUUCAUGUGCAGGGUAGUGGUGCAAUUGUGGGCACCGAAUUAUUCCAGCGCGGACAUCGCGAGACAAUCGGUCUUAUACUUUUUCGCUGUCGCUCUCCGUACUUUCCGGUAAUUAUUACGUCGUAAGUAUUCGCGACCCUCUGUACAGUCUGUAAAUGUUCCUUCGAUCGUUUAAGUUCCUCUUUGCACUUGUCGGACAAUUUAACGAGAAUCCGUAUAGUCAUGGCCAUAGAGUCGUAGCUUUAAAGUCAGCUAAAUGCGAAGCUUGAGGAAUACCCGUGAGCGUUUUGUGGCGUAUCGAACUUACUGUAAUUGCCGAUGGGACAAACAUCGAUUUUCGAUUGGCCGAAUUAGGGAGGUCGUUCGAUAGAUUCGUGUCCUGGAUAAAAUAAAUGGGGCAAGUCUUUCCAGAAGUGUACGGUUGCCGAGGAAUUUUACAAAUGAAAAGGAAAUAAAUGUUUCUUCAACGUUGUCGCUAUUGAAUUAUUACAAUUUAACGGCGGUUGAGUUUCUAUAACAUUUCCAGCGCCUUUCGAGUAUCCUGUACUAUUUUGGGUUACAUGGGAAAGCAUUUCUUCUUUGAAAGAUAAUUAUUUGUCAAUAUUGGCAAUUUUUUAUAUUGAUUACAAGCAAUGAUAAGAAUAUCGCUCAUUUAACUGAAGAGAGAUUGCCGCCAGAAUGCCACCGAUGGUUUUACGGAGCAACAUUAUAGUACUGCCAGUAUUAUAGAAAGCAAUUAUCAGAAAGUAUGGAAGUUUCGAUAAAAAUAUUGAUACGAGUAAUUUUUAGAGUAUAUUUUAGAAAUAAUUUCGAUUCGAUGAUAUCGAACGUAAUACUUGGCCGAUCGAAAAUCUCAUUGUCCCGUUGCGCCUUGACGAAUAUCUCUUUCUAUCACAUAAGCACAACGAAAAAUGAAAAAAAAAACAUACACAUAUAUAUGAAAAAAUUAUAUGGAAGUUGUAGGUACAACGAUGAUCGUACAAUUGUCGCUCAUACGAUGCGAAUGUUAAGAUGUGUGCUCAGUUGCUAUUCAUAGAUUAUGCCGCGUGUUAAUAUUAUACGAUUAGUCGGCCAAUCGAAGGAGCACGCUAUCGAAUAAGCGAUCGAACGUACAAUACCUUCGAUUAGUAAACGUAAUUAUGCAAAAGAGGACGCAUAUACAGGUGCCACAUCGCAUGAAAUAAUUUUCCACUUAAGUCAACUAUUUUUCAAAUAAAAUGUUUAUUAUUUUUUCUAGAAAAAGGGAUGAUUGAAAGAGUCGCCAUGUUAAAGUAGUAAUUGUUCAACAACGUUCCGAGUUUCUAUUCAAAUUUCUAUUUCCGAUUGGUUAGAGAUUCUUGCAUUUUCCUGGCGAAAUUGGGAAUUUCCAGAUGAAAAGACGAAAUGUCGAGAUUCUAUGCAGGUCCACGUUCCACGUAUCUGAUCGUAGAAAUGGGAUAUGACCGAGACUUUUGUUGUUUCCGCACAUUUUACGACUUUCGUGAGAGACCCCUACUCCUGCUGCAUGAUAACGCAAGGACGAACGUUGAACCGAUAUUGAAUAUAUAUUAAAAGAAAUAUGCAGAUAAAUGGUAGUAGCAGGUUGGAGGUACUACAAAUGACAAAAUGUAACGAGAAUAUUAGAAAUUGUACAUUACUAGUUAAUUUUCAACCUCCGUUGCGAAAUUCCGGUGGAUAUUAUUUGAAAGCGCGCUUUUCGUAACAAGUGGAGGAACAGAAUUCAACAAUGUCGCGUAUUUCUCGAAAUAUUCCAAUUUGAAUAUCGAACAUUGUCAUUUCUACGGUUAUAUUUGCGCCAUCCAAAAGCGGCCUCAUUUAUCGAUGGCGAUUGUUACCGAGCAACUGCACGAGAGAACUGUUUCAUUUUUAAAAAACAACUGUGGUUCCAAAAAAAAAAAUUGAAGAACUCCGAGCACUCGCCAAGAGCUGCAGGCAAUUUAAUUCGGUCCCGUGGUCCAACAAAACGCGAUACAUGUAAAAUGAAAUAUUUCAUUCUGUACCUCGACGACGAAAUGUUCUCUGAGUUGCUGAUCUGAAAACAGGACCUUUUUGAAAAAUUUCAUCGAGCUUCUACAAAGAGAUUUUUUACUCUCUGUGGUGUAAUGCUGACAUACAUGGUGCAAAGAUUUUAAGACUCAUACCUUGUAUGGUUAACAGUAGAACUAUUGGCGAAUUUUUUGUUGUAUAGGAUGGGCCAUUUGAAACCAGUCAUUUUGACUGGUGUGUAUCAUUAUGUGUUUCCAUGCUGUGUAUAAUUUUGUCUUGUACUUGUCAGAAAGAUGUGUGUAUUCACCUUGUCAAUAGGUAUGAGCCACCUUAAUGUCAUUUGAUAUUUUUGAUUAAUAGAAGGGACCUAAGACGUUAAUCCCCCAAUCGGGUAUCCGCAAGUAUGUCCGCCGAUCCAUCAUUUGAUAACCAUUGAAGUGUCCCAUCGCGGGUAACUUCACAUCGGAAAAGGAGAUAUCCGAGCAGAAGUGCGAUGUCCAACCGAGAUGCCGAAGCGGAACAUUUCUGAGGAAAGAUAAAUCGAACCGGCGCGUCCAAAUCGGAUCUUAGGCGGCCAUCGAUCAUCGGGUUCACUUUCUCGCGAUGUCUCGGUAAACUCCCGAAUCCCGAGGAAAAAGCCAGGGGAAAAAGAGCACAUCCGCCAUUACGCCUCGACAUUGAAACGGGGUAUCUCACGAAUCCGCGAAAGUGUCAGGAUACGAGACCAAAGUAGAAAUUAAUGUUCCCCCGAAACGUCAGUCGUGGAAGCAGACGUGUUGAAUUUUCCAAAGACUCGUGCGAAGGUUGCUCCACUUCCCUGCGAUAAGACUAAAAUCCAAUUUCGGGAUGAAAUAAAAAGAACUAUCUGCCGCGAUAUUUACGUUAAACUAAAAAGAAACAGGAAAAGAUAAGGAUGCACCGCAAUGCUACAAUCCCAUAUUAAUUCGUCAUCAAAGAGGUCACUGGAACGUGUGUUUAUAUGUUCAAAGGAAAAAGUUAUUACGAGAAUGUCUGCAAAGAAACUGAUAAUAAUCGGACCCAGAGAUAAAAUGCGCAUCUGCUCCUUCGAUCGCGCCAAUCGAGCGGUUAAGCGAAUGUUGAGAGUGAAUUAUUACAUUAUUAAAUUUCUAACAUAUCGUUGGAUUCCGUAGGCUAGAGAAUUUAUUUAUUUUUAUACAGAUUGUUUGACCGGCAUCGGACAUACGUGUACAUACUGUUUACGUAUAUUAUCGGCCUCGCGUUAACAUUCAGGACGAUUUCGUUUCCUUUAAGGAUGUGUCGUAUGGACGUCAUAUGAGUUGCCCGUAAUUCUGUGCUCUAGUACGUUAGUUAUGUCGAGAGAUAAUAAGGAUUUCGGGGUAAGUGAGUGUUUAGCCCUAGAGUGUCUUGUAUCGGAGGUAAAGGAGAAAUUACGAGAACGUGUGUACUUGCGUGGGUGAGAGGACGAGUGAAUGCAAUGUAGAUCUUAGAAUUUUGCACGCGCCAGUCGCGGAUUGUGGUCCAGGCUUUAAAGUAGAAUUCGCCCUCGAGCGAGAUCGAGAUCGUCGAUUGUUCGCAAAAGUCUUGCCCUCUUUCGCAAAAUCACGGCUGGAUCAUCGACAUACUCCCGUGGCCCGAUCUCAAAUUUUAAUGACUGUUACAUUUUUUCAAAAUAAUUUCAGAAAAAUGAAACUACUGUAUAAUCUGAAUUAUCGGACAAGAUAAUAUGCAUUAAAAAGGAAUUAUAACAAUCUAAUUUCAUUAUAUCUUGAUUGUACUAUUCGGAGGCAAGAUAAUAAUUUUUCUGCUUUUGGUUGAUUUCUUAAAGUGAUGAUAACGUGGCGGCUGCAGGUCUCGUUUAUGAAACUUUUCUCCAAGGUAGGUGUACCGGAUCGUUUUAAAUUUCAUCAGGUGAAUAUG